AUGGUCCAGCCACGAGGUUUCACCGAUAAAGAUCAUCCUAAUCACGUUUGUAGGCUGCUCAAAUCUAUCUAUGGCCUACGUCAAGCACCCCGUCAAUGGUACACUACGUUCACCAACCAUCUUCUCAAGCUCGGGUUCGAGUACAACAAGGCAGAUCCGUCUCUGCUCACUCUGUGCCGGGGCAAGAUACGCAUAUUUUUAUUAGUCUACGUCGAUGACAUUCUAGUCACCGGCAACGACAACAACGCCAUUUCCUCUGUUCUGUCGGAACUACAAUCUACAUUUAACAUGAAGGAUCUCGGCCCAGCCCAUCACUUUCUCGGCAUCAAAAUACAGAAACAAUCAAAUAAGUAUUUUCUUUCUCAAUCGUCGUAUGCUGAAUCUAUACUAAGCUCUGUCAAUUUAACAAACUGCAACUCUUUAUCUAAUCCUUCUUGCACUAAAUUACCGGAACAGGUGCUUGAUGACGUUGUCCUCUCCGAUCCCACCACCUACAGGAGGGUCACGGGAUCUCUCCAAUACCUAACACUAACUCGACCCGACAUUGCGCACGCCGUCAAUGUACUAUCCCAACAUCUUCAUGAUCCCACACCACAGCAUACUUAUCUGCUCAAGCGUUUGCUGCGGUAUAUCAAAGGAUCAGUGAAACUCGGUUUACCUAUUCUUCCAGGACCGCUCACCCUAUCUACAUACUCCGACGCAGACUGGGCGGGCGAUCCCAACACCCGGAAAUCUACCACCGGGCAUUGCACCUUCCUCGGCAAUACUCUUAUUUCAUGGACUGUUAAAAAGCAGAAUACCGUUUCAAGAUCCUCAACAGAGUCGGAAUACCGCGCGUUAGCGGCCGCUACCGCCAACACUAUCUGA
Molecule: messenger RNA, 867 nt
Organism: Dendrobium catenatum
Lineage: Eukaryota; Viridiplantae; Streptophyta; Magnoliopsida; Asparagales; Orchidaceae
Exons: 1
Coding region: 1-867 (288 amino acids)
Source: RefSeq, a predicted model, not a curated record